Messenger RNA from Oppiella nova, 1014 nucleotides. NCBI's taxonomy places the organism in Eukaryota, Metazoa, Arthropoda, Arachnida, Sarcoptiformes, Oppiidae. The record is from the annotation of a GenBank genome assembly.
AUGAAUGUCAUACGUUUGGAAACCGCGGGCGACGUCGUGACCAACAGAUUGGUGACCAAAGUGUGGCAAAACUCGAGACCCAAACAGAUGUCGCACUUCUUGAGCUCAGACAAGUCGACGAGUUUCUUGUCGUACACACCCUCGAUGUCGAUGAUAUUGGCGUCCAUUGUGGUCAACAGCCGCCUCGUACUGUCGGUGCCCUUCCUAUACACGGACUUCAUGUUAGGCCACUGGAUAUUCCCGCGGUUUAUGUGCCCCGUGUCGCAGGUGUCGGUGCUUUUGUCGGUGUUUGUCAGUUGCUAUACACUUACGUUAAUCAGUUUUGAACGGUAUAUCCUGAUAGUUCACCCCAUAUUCUACACAUCAAAUUACCCCAAAAUUCAAACCUAUUCAUCAAAACUACUGCUAAUCGGAUGGAUAUUGGGCUCAAUAUUCGCGGCCGUAUCGCUCCGAUACUCUCAGACACUGGAGUUCCACUGGAAGGGUCGCCUAUACUUCGACUGUCGGAUGGUGUACGGCUCCGACAUCUCGGAAAAAGUUCACGUUUUACUCGUGUUUACCCUCACAUUUCUAUUGCCACUCGUAUUGCAAACCACUUUUUACUCGUUAAUUGGUCUGAAACUCAAGAAUAUGAGAUCACCGGUGAUCUCGUUGGACAAAAUCAAAGUGAUCAAGAUGCUAUCGUAUUUGGUGAUCAUGUUUGCCGUGUGUUGGCUACCGAUCCGCGUGUUCUUUCUGGUGGUGAUCUUCAACAAGCAGAUGAUCGACUUCAAGACGACACUCGAGUAUCACAUCUAUGUCUUCGCCUUUUUCGGGGCCCACUUCCUGGCGAUGUUCAACAGUUGUGUCAACCCUAUUGUCUACUGUUUUGUGAGCAAAAACUUUCGCGAUGACUUUUGGGAAAUUAUGGCCAAAACACGGCUCAAGAUAUUCCGCAAAACACCACAGAAUCCAUUGAAUCGAAAGCCCAUCGAAUCGACAGAACUUUAAACCAAUUCCUCUAAACAUUAUCGC